Molecule: messenger RNA, 5137 nt
Organism: Physcomitrium patens
Lineage: Eukaryota; Viridiplantae; Streptophyta; Bryopsida; Funariales; Funariaceae
Source: RefSeq, a predicted model, not a curated record
CCUCGGAGGAAACAGCAAACGGUCGGUUCCACGAGCCCACCCAGAACAGUAGGCAGACUCUGUUUCAGUGGCAAUCGCUUGCAAUAAUGCCCUUUUCUUUGCUCCUAGGUUACGAUCAGACCCUGAGCCACGCGCAGGAUCGCUGUUGUAUCUGAUCCGAUUCCCUAUACUAAAGAUGUGCUGUGAAGCGUAAGAAGUUGCAGUCGUUUCUUUCAGCAGCAGCCAGCCAGCCGCUUGACGGGUUUAGCCUGAAGCUCUGAAGCUCUCGUUCUUUCACCAUAUUCAUCACCACAACUACCACUGCCUCGUCGGAGCAUUCGCUUUUGUUUUUUCCCGCACCAGUGUUCUUCUCUCCACUUGCCUGGCUCUUACUUAUGUACCGAAUCUUACGCAUGAUCGACGCUGGGGGAAGGUGUAAUGUUCAUGGCAAGGCAGGGAAGUUUUCGAAGCACCUGACAAGGAGGAGGUGUAGGAGCACUUGGGCCUAGCUUUGCAACUUUAUGGCAGUGUGGGGGAGGAUUGCAAGUUUUUAGGAACAUGUGUGUCUGCACAUGUGGACGUUACUGUCUCGAGGGUAUUACUGCGUCAACGUUGUUCAAGAGUUAAUCUUUGGUGAAGUUUUAGUGGAGGGUCAAGGCGGUGAUUUUAAAAAGGGAGCUCGAUUACUGGUGGUGGUGCGGACAUUUCUACUGAAAGCCGGAUCGUAUGUGGAGUGUUAGAUUUUUCUGGAUGUGUUGGAUGUGAACUUUCAAGUGCCGGAGGUGAAAGCCUGGACGUCGUUCAGGUGGAAUGGAGGAGAGGAGAGGCACCAGUGGGUUUCCUCACACAGUAUGAUGCGGGUGAUGCGCUGUGCCUGUUUGUAGUGAGGGAAGGGAAUUGGUCUUCUUUUCUGGUUUGUGGGACUUGGGGUUUGUACAGUUUCGUGUCUUGGCGGCUGUGAGAUUGCGGUGCGCAUGGAGCUCGAAUGCUGCAAGUUAGGACGAGUUGUGUGACCUUCACUUCAGGAGAGAGGGAGAGAGCCAGAGGAGAUCUGGGCAGUUGGCAAGUGGGUUUGAAGUUUUGGUGGAAAGUAGUGACGGAGAUUGGAGGCUUGUAUGAAAUUGGUACUCUAGCCAUCCCAGUUGGUCGCUGAGAUGGCAGACAGGCUCAGCUGAAUCAUCGUAGGGCGCAUUCACGGUGAAUUCGACAUUUCUACUUAUGAAGUGCCGUUUUAUCUGAGGCACAGAGCGAGGGAGCGUUGAGCGGUUUCAACUCCAAGGUUUUAGAAGUGGAUUAUGCUCAAACUUUCAUCACUGGCAAGAUCUGAAUCGUGAGAUUAGGAUACUAGGAAAAGAUUGAGGCUGUCAACUCGAGUGUUCAAGCAAGUGAGAAUACCUCGUGUGAAUUUUUUAUAUGCAUUCACCCCCACUCUUGCCGUCGCCAACCGGUUUCUGUUACAGUUUCAGGGUCGAGGGAGUGGAUCUGGUCACUUGGAUAGGAAACUGCAGCAGAAGUUUCUGCGAAUGUAAGCUUUGUGAUACAGUGUUUCUUUCAUGAGUCUGAUGUGGAGAGGAGCAAGUACAGCGCAGAGACAAGGAGCUAUAGAGAGUUCGAGCUACCAGCCUUUUGUCCCACAAAACAGCUAGUCGCAUCUUUAUCAUCAUCAUCAUCACAGGAAACUCAAGAUGGUGUAGAGCGUUGAAAGGGUUCAUUGUUUGUGGAACAUACUCUUUGUGGGACUCAUCAAAACACAGUGAGCAACGCAAUUGUGGCCAGGCCCUAGCACCGCACUUAUUUACACGUCCCUUACACCUUGUUAGAUUCUUUGAAAGAGUCCCGUGCUUUUAGAGUGCCUCUAAUUUCGGUGCACUUGUUAAUUGUGCUCCAAUUAUACUUGUGAUCGCGGAGAUCACCGAUCCAUCGUAUCAGAACCAUGAACCAUAUUUGGGUGCGGUAGGAUUAUUCAUAGACUUCUCAGCCAGAUUUAUUAUACACUUAGCCGGACACACUUGCAGUAGAGUUGUCUUGGCAAUAUCUCGGGUGAAAGAUUCUGAAUCAAACCACUGUCACGAUGUCACGUUUGUUGAUGAUAGGGCAUUUUGUGUGCACGGUUUAACAUGAAUAUCUCCAUCUGAAGCGGGUGGCCAAGUACAAUCUUUUUCCUCUGGUGCCUCAAUCAUGACUCCUGGAUCACAGAGCCACGGCUCAUGUCAUCGACAGUCCCAACAAUAGUAACUUAUUACAAGGGGUUUGAUUCUUCGACUUUCGCACCUUAGUGAUGCAAUAAAGCUCGAGGCUGUGGCUGGAGAUCGAGAUGCAGAGAUCCCAGCAGCACAGCUCCCACAUGGCGCCAGGUGACACUGAUUCGUUAAGAACACUUUCGUUAGAUUUUCUGAGCCUGCUCGGUGAAGGCCAGGUGUUUAGUGAUGUCGCCUUCGAGGUGGAGGGUCGUCACGUGUACGCUCACAGGUGCGUGCUCGCAGCGAGAAGCCCUUUUUUUCGGACGAUUUUUUGGAGCGAUGUGCAGAUGAUGAGCAACACCCAACCCAAGCCUAGCAUACCGCAAGUGAUUUCGGUGGGGAUUGUAGGCUAUGAUGUCUUCAUGACACUAUUGCAAUUUCUAUACAGUGGAAGCUUCCAGUUCUCUGCCCAAAGUAGUGGCCGCUUAUGCCAAGACAAGUCCUGCUGGCACACCCAUUGUAGCGCCGCGGUCAAGUUCGGUCUGGAUAUUUUGAAUGCUGCGGUCUUCUUUGGCGUGGAACAGCUCUCCGCCAUCACUCAGAACCACCUAGCCUCUAUGGCCGAGAAAGCUUCCAUCGAGGACGUGAUGCGCAUGCUGGUGAUUGCAAGGAAGCAAAACGAUUUGCAUCUCUGGCAUCUUUGCUCAAAGCUGGUUGCCAAAUCUGGUCUCUCCCCGAAGAUGCUCCUGAAGUAUCUCCCGGGGGAUUUAGUUCAAGAACUGCAGUCCAUUCGUCAGAAGACUGGAUACAACUCCGACACAACAGCAUCCGGGAGCGCAACCUUGGAGCAGAAAAUCAAGCGCAUGCAGAAAGCACUAGACUCGUCAGACGUGGAGCUGGUCAAGCUCAUGGUGAUGGGCGAAGGUCUGAAUUUAGACGAAGUUUUUGGUCUGCACUAUGCCGUCAGUAGCUGCAGCAGAAAAGUAGUCAAGAAUCUACUGGAACUGGGAGCAGCGAAUGUGAACCUUCAGGACCUCGACGGUCGAACUCCCCUCCACAUAGCAGCGCAGCUAGGCGAUCCCGAGAAGAUAGCUAUGCUGUUGGACCACCAUGCUGAGCCCCACACGCGAACGGCUACUUGUGCAACUGCAAUGGACAUAGUGCAAUCUGGGGCGGCUGAAAUUCAAUCUGCUGGACGGUACAACACCAAAGCUGAUCACAACAGGUUGCGUGCCUGCAUGGAGCUUCUUGAACGAGCCGCGUUGGCAUCGACGCGGCUUACGCACACCAGAAGCGCCGCGGUAGUGGACACGGGUAGCCCAGCGUCAAUACUUACAGAAAACGGCAGCAGUACGUGGUUCCCGGAGGAGAGCGACAACUUUCAAGGCUCGAUGAGUCGAAUGAAGAGCGCCGGAACACCUGGGCUUCUUCAAAGCGGCAACGACAUCUUUAGUUCUCUUUGGAAUGGGCUUCCUGGGAAAGUUCAUGGCACAGAAACAACUGAGAGGGGUGAAGCCAGUCGUAGCCCCAUUUCAAGGCUACUUCAACCCAACUCAGAGUUUGAAUACUUCGACACUCAGCAGCUGCAAUCUGAGUCUUGUAGCCUCACCAGUAAACCCACCAUGCUGGAGACUUCGAGCCUGGAUGAAAGACCACGCGAAAUGUCGCGCGUGUUCGUGGACCUGAAGGAUCUACCGGUGUUGAGGGAUGUGAGGGAAGUGGUGUUCAAGGAUAUCAAGGAUAUCACCAACGACGCACUGGAGAACUUUAAGAGAGUGUACACUCCCAAUGACGAGGAAGUUAACUCCGGGUGGCAGCUCUUCCUGCAAGAGCAUUCUGAAGCAGCAGCCCUUCGAACCCCUUAGCUCUCGCAAGAUCUGUGGAUUCUGUUUACUUAAACUUCCUCAGGAGAUUUUUACAACUUUGCCUGCAAUCUGCCGAUAAGCAUCGAGGCCAAGUCAUUGGACUGUUGAUAGCAGGUUAUAUUGGAAUGCUACGCGGAUUCUGCAUGUCAUCAACAACUGGUUGAAUACUUGAAAUCUAAUUACACAAGCUUGUGGCGAACACAGAUCAGGCAGCGCUUGACCCUUUCGAAGGUUCGUUUGUUCAUCUCGGAGCUUACUUGGAAGUGCUUGUGAUCUUUAGAGCCCUGGCUUUUCCAGUUUUUUCCACAAGCCACCAAUCGUUGUUUUCACAUUGUCUUAGCAUUCCUGACUAUCCUGCGUGAGAUUUCCACGAUUUCGUGAAUGAUCCCCUCGUGCAAACCGACUAUGAUUCUGAUAUACCAUCGGCCAUCCGAAACUCUGCAUGAAGUCGCUCAUCAUAUUUGGCUCAGCCAGAUUCUUUCGCGCGAUGUCGCUUGAAGGAGACCCGAACAACCCAAAAUUUGGCGCGGGAACACUGGAAUGCCGAACGAGGAAGCGUAAGUUUGUGGACUCGAAAUAACUAACGGGUUCAAGGUCACUUUCAGGAAGCUCCACGGUGGGAAAGCGUGAAGUCAGGCCCUGACUUGAACAUCAGAGGAAUGUUCACAUGCUUCAUUCUCUUGCAAAUCUGCGACAAGUUAUUUAAGAACGUUUGAGUUGCCAAGCUCUUCAUUAUCGUUGUAGUGACAAACCUCAACAUUUUACUGAAGUUACCAAGGAUACGGAAAUGGGUGGACUGGCCAAACAAAUUUUCUGACACGAAAGUAGAAGCACCCACAAGCAACAGUCAGAGUAGAAACUUUCAGGACACAUCAUCGUAAACUCUAGAAUUUUUUGAGUACUGUAGUAAAAGAUCCUGUUGGUGCUUGGAGAUCAGGAUGGAGUUGUAGCUACUUUGAUUUGAGAGAUUUGAGUUAUCCAGUACCCGUGCCUAUUCUGUAAGUUAAUAGUUUCAUGGACGACAUGUAACUCCAAAACUUGUAACAUAUCUAUUAAGUAUUUUAGUUCUCUGUGAAUAGUAAACCUUCCUUGCCUGUUGCAAUGAAAAACACA